AAGUCUUCACUCUCACAAACAACCCAUUCUCCAAAUCCCAAACCCACCUUCCUCCCUCAACGCACCCCGCGCACGUUAGCAAAAAAACAGAAAAAAAUGGCCGCGACCACAGCCGCCGCAGCUACAUCCUCCUUCAUCGGAACGCGCCUCCACGAGGCGUGCUACUCAAACGCCGGCCGAGUCCAGGCCCGGUUCGGGUUCGGGAAGAAGAAGAGCCCAGCUAAGAAGUCGGUGAAGCGCAGCCCGGACCGGCCACUGUGGUACCCGGGAGCCACGGCCCCAGAGUGGCUGGACGGGAGCCUGGUUGGCGACUACGGGUUCGACCCAUUUGGGCUCGGAAAGCCGGCGGAGUACUUGCAGUUCGAGCUGGACUCGCUGGACCAGAACCUGGCGAAGAACGAGGCGGGAAUUAUCAUCGGUACGAGGACGGAGUUUUCGGACGUGAAGUCAACGCCGUUCCAGCCGUACAGCGAGGUGUUUGGGCUGCAGAGGUUCAGAGAGUGCGAACUCAUUCACGGGAGGUGGGCCAUGCUGGCCACUCUCGGCGCUCUCACCGUCGAGUGGCUCACUGGUGUCACCUGGCAAGACGCCGGCAAGGUGGAGCUAGUGGAAGGAUCAUCAUACCUCGGACAACCACUCCCAUUCUCCAUCACCACACUCAUUUGGAUUGAGGUUCUAGUGAUUGGAUACAUUGAGUUCCAGAGGAACGCUGAGCUUGACCCUGAGAAGAGGCUUUACCCUGGUGGCAAGUUCUUUGACCCAUUGGGCCUAGCCUCUGACCCAGAGAAGAAGGCCACCCUUCAACUGGCUGAGAUCAAGCACGCCCGUCUGGCCAUGGUUGCCUUCUUGGGCUUUGCCGUCCAGGCCGCCGUCACUGGAAAAGGCCCACUCAACAACUGGGCCACCCACUUGAGUGACCCUCUCCACACCACUAUUAUCGAUACAUUCACCUCCUCUUGAGCUACUAUUGCGAAUCUUUGUAACCCUUUUUUUAAGAAUGUAAACAAUAUUUAGCUGAAUUACUAUCUCCAUUUGUCUUGUAAAGAUGAUGAAAGGAGAACUAUCGACUAUGGGACAACAUGUGAGCUUGCCUACUUGUUAAUGGGAUUAUGGGACAGAGGUGGUGGGUACUUGAAGCCUCUCUUGGCCACUUUGAAAUUGGACAUAAAUCGGGAGAAAAAUAUAUAAGGUAUAAUUACAAAA
This is a messenger RNA of Morus notabilis, 1203 nucleotides long. Its product is annotated as chlorophyll a-b binding protein CP29.2, chloroplastic. The coding region runs from base 97 to 960 and encodes 287 amino acids. Gene Ontology annotation, cellular component: chloroplast thylakoid membrane; chloroplast envelope; plastoglobule. The record is from RefSeq and is a predicted model, not a curated record. Gene Ontology annotation, biological process: photosynthesis, light harvesting in photosystem I; response to light stimulus. NCBI's taxonomy places the organism in Eukaryota, Viridiplantae, Streptophyta, Magnoliopsida, Rosales, Moraceae. The transcript has 2 exons.